CGUCCGGACCUCAAACUGCGGCCAAUUAGCCGAGAAGGACGGCUGUACGGAGCAAUAUGUUGCGUUUAAAGAGAAGGGACUGAUCAAGACUGAGCCACUCAUCAGUUGUAGUUAGAGUGUUGUGUGCUCUUUACGUAACCUUUUUUUGCGUAAUUUUCACACUCGAAGUCGCGUGGUGCGGGAUUAUUUUGGCAAGGAUUGCUCCGGUACUCUCCCUCACCCCUGCUUCCCUUGGCAGCAGCAGGCUCACAGACUCAUUGAGACGGUGGACCUGAAUGCAGCAGCAUUGUAAACAGACGGGGAGCUGUCUUAAUGAAAGCCAGCAUCGCUGCAUCCCGCUCAGAGGGAUGCCUGGGAAUCCUCCAGCUGCUCUUCCAUGCUGCUCUCUGAGAACAGCAUCGUAGUGAACCUCCCUGGGAUCUAGAUCAGUUACUAGCAUGUUGCAGCCCUCCACCGGAGCAGGUGACGGCCUGUCGGAAACAUUACCUCACUGGAGAAAGCGUCAGACAUGGGCCUUAUGCCUCAUCAUCUGCGCAGCUCUCCUCUGGCCUACAGCGGUAGCCGGAUCGACCCUGAACUGCCACAAGACAUGUAUCUGCGCCUCCAACAUAGUGAGCUGCUCCAAGAUGAAUCUGAGCACCGUCCCGACGGGGCUGCCACUCUACACAGCUGUGCUGGAUCUCAGCUACAAUGAAAUACAGCUUUUAAGAUCUGAGUGGACCCCCGUCAGACUCCCAAAGCUUCAUAACCUUCUGCUCAGCCAUAAUCGUCUUGGUUUUUUGUCUUCAGAGGCGUUUGUUUAUGUGAAAUAUCUGCGCUACUUGGAUCUGUCCUCAAACAACCUGCGGCAGCUCGAUGAGUUCAUCUUUGAGCCGUUGGUCAACCUGGAGGUCCUCUUGCUCUACAAUAACCAUAUUUCCCAGAUUGAUCGCUCUGCUUUUGUAACCAUGAUCAACCUCCAGAAGCUCUACCUGAGUCAGAACCAAAUCUCUCGUUUUCCCCUGGAGCUUGUCAAAGAGAGAUCUCGCCUAGAGAAACUUAGCCUCCUGGACGUAUCCUCCAACAAGAUCAAGGUUUUACCUGUCGAUGAGCUCCAGGUGCUGCCCGCCUGGAUUAAAAACGGUCUCUACUUUCACAACAACCCCCUGAUAUGUCGCUGUGAUCUCUACACUCUCUUAGCCCACUGGUACAUCCGAAAGCUCAACUCAGCUGUGGAUUUCAAAGAUGACUACACAUGCACUCUGCCCGGCCCACAGAAAACCCAAGAGCGUGUUUUCGAUCUCAGUGGCGACAGCAUGAACUGCAGCACAUUCAAAGAGAAAGAUGAGGAAGCUUAUCUGGAGCAAAAGCUGACUCUAGAGUGUGACACCAAACACAGGAAAAUGUCAAAGACCUGGCUGAUGCCUGGAAAUGUGGUGGUGACGCAUGGCAUCAACCAGACUGCGUCAGUGCUGGAUGAUGGGAGUCUGCAGAUCAAUCCAGUGAGGAUUGAAGACUCUGGGACCUACACUUGCCUUGCGAUGAGUGAGACGUUUAAUGAGACUAUCUACAUUGUUCUGAAGGUUCAUAACUUCACCAUGCACGGGGGCGGGGAGACCCUGAAUACAGCGUACACCACCUUAGUGGGCUGCCUGGCUAGUGUGGUGCUGGUUCUCAUGUACCUUUACAUGACACCGUGCCGCUGCUUCUGCUGUCCCAAGGGUAAAAGAGGGGAGGACAGCAUUCACUCGUCCAUGCUUAGUGUGACACCUACCCACGAGGACCCGGCGCUCAAGGCAGAGCUGAACCGACAUGUGGCAUUCAUAGACUCUAAAGAGUUGCAGGGCCAAAAUGGAAAGCUAAACCCAAAUGGAGAUGAGGAUGACGAUGACAUGGAUGCAGAGGCUGGUUCUCUUAUGAAGGGGAAGAGGAAGAAGUCAGUAGCAGAGUCCAUCAGCUCAGUCUUCUCUGACACUCCCAUGGUGGUGUGAGAAGAAAUCGGCAAAGAAGAGGAAUUUGAUUGGCUGGCAAAAAGUUAGGCACGUUGAAGACCAUGUAAUCUGUGACUAAUCUUGUUGAAGGAAAAUAAGAAAGGAUUUUCAUCUCUCAUUGCUGAGUAAUGGAAAUAAGGAUCUCAAAGGGAAUAAAUUAACAAACUAUCUUGUUGUCUGCAAUGACAAUGAGAAAGACUUUUCCAGCAUAUUCAUGUGUAGCACUUAUUAUUCAUACUGUGAAGGAAGGCAGUGGACAGGGGAAGUAGAAACUAACAAAGUGUUAUUAGAGGAAAAAUAGAUAUGUUGUUAAUAUCAGCACUCAGGAAGUGAUAGAAUAAACUUUCAGUUUGGGGAAAAAACAUGAUUCACAUAAUGUAUAGAUCAAGAAAAAGAGGUUAGAAAACCAUUGACCAUAUAUAAAGAUGCACAACACAUCCUCACCCCCUCUGAUUGCAUAUAAGUGAGGCCAAACUAUCUCUUAGGACAGAUACUGACAUAUUAUACAUAUCAGCUUGAAGAGCCAUGAUACUUGUCCGUUUCAGGUCACCAGAACACUCAUUUACUUACACAUAAAACAGCAGAAUUCCCUCAGGUUACUGCAGUCCAAAGACGAAUAUAUUCUCAUAUUGGUUUUAAACAGAUACUCAGAGUUAUGAAAAGUUGAAUGACUCUUGUGUCAGAGUUUUUUUUCAAUGUUUUUUUCUCACCAUUUUUCCUCUGCUCUGUUAGUCCAUUGCACAAAGAGCCAUAGGAACCGCUUUAGUCAACAGAGGUGUAAAUCAUGGCAUUAGAUAAGAAAUUAGAGAGAAAAUUUCCAGGUGAAGAGCUCUUGGCACAUAUCAGUGUAAUAACAAGUUAAGAAAAGUCAAUUUGCUAAGUAUUUUCUUGCAACAUUUUACCCAUGUCCCAUCUGAUAACAUGUAGCUAAAUGGACCUACACGAUAUCCAGUCAUCAAGAGGAGCUCCCAAUGUUUUAUCUUUCCUGGAGGGUGGUGUUGUGUUUAUCUUUUUAUACAGUCUAUGGUUUAAACCAUGGCUGGCUCAUUAUUAGCUUUAUCAGAACAUUAGAGUAGAAUGCAUCUACUUAAGAAAAAUACUGACCUGUCGUGUGUUAGGGACACAGACUGACAUAAACAGACCACUAUCAGCAUGCUGUUAAUAUAUCCAUACUUGCUAGUUGACAGUCAUCGAUAGACAGACAGCAUAUCAUAAACACACAUUAUACAAGGUCCCUUAAGUAUAUCUGCAGAUCAGCUCCAUCCUACAUCACAGCUGAAACUUACAUGCACUCAAAUUCAUCAAACCCAGUGUUAUACUGAUUCAUAGAGAUAUGUAUAGCCAUAUAGGAGCAAGAUGUAUUCCCAUACAGCUAAAAAAUGCCAUAGAUAAGUUAUUUUGUCUCUCAGCUAUUACACAAGUACAGUAAAAUCCAAAAGAAACUCCUAGAGCCUUGCGAAAUCAGAAAAUCAUAGAUUGCCUCUCCAAACUGCGUUUUUUUUUUGUUUUGUUUUGUUUUAUUUAUAACCCAUAUCUAACACAUCAUUUAAGCUCCGCUUACAAUUUACUCGCCCCUUUUCCAAAGUUUUAAUCCCUAAAAGUAUUGCUCAAAUUUUAGGAUAAGGAUGAGGUGAAACACCAAGCUAACACCCAGGGAGCUAGCUUUGCCUUACAGUAUUCUUUAAAGUAGAUAUCUGCUCACUACCAAUGUGUGUGACACAUGACUAAAACACCAAGUACCACUUAUUGGAGGUUGAACAGCAGGCUAAUGCUUAUAGCUGCUAGCUUGAGCUCAUGAUAUUUUUUGCUAAAUUUAAAAACAUGCAUCCCCAACUCUUCACCAGAGUUUAGUCCCAGCAGGGGGUUAAACAUCAAGCUAACACCCAGGGAGCUAAUUUUGGCUUAAAGUAUUCUUCCAUGAAUUUAAAAUAAAUAUCUGCUUGCUACCAAUGUGUGUUCCACCUAUUACCCUAAAUCACUCAUAGAGGUUGAACAUCAAGCCAAUGCUUAUAGCUGCUAGCUUUUGCUCAUGCCAUUCUUCCAUACGCUUAAAAACGAGCACCUGUAAAAACAAUUUACAUGUUUCCCAUUGCAGGUUUAAGCCCCAAACUGUUGGUCAGAUUUUUGCAGGGGUUUAAACACCAAGCUAACACCCAGAAUGCUAGCUUAAUCUACAGUAUUCUUUCAUAAAUUAUAAAUAAAUAUCUGCCUGCUACCAAUGUGUGUGCUACCUGUUACUAAAACACUGAUAUGCUAAAGCCGUGUUUCCAUCAGGGGGUCUGGUUUGAUACAGUUCGGUUUGGUUUGGUUUGGUACACUAAACCCCAA
Cheilinus undulatus (humphead wrasse) is the source of this 4298-nucleotide messenger RNA. RefSeq names its product adhesion molecule with Ig-like domain 1 (gene amigo1). Gene Ontology annotation, biological process: brain development. Gene Ontology annotation, molecular function: protein binding. Lineage: Eukaryota; Metazoa; Chordata; Actinopteri; Labriformes; Labridae. The record is from RefSeq and is a predicted model, not a curated record. The transcript has 2 exons. The coding region runs from base 438 to 1970 and encodes 510 amino acids.